CGCACUCCAAAUUCGGCCUCUUUUUGUCUGGCGAGCGUGGUCGCAGAGGGGAGCUUUGGAGGGGCGCUGCGAUCGCCGAGCGGGCGACCCCCGGGGUGACAGACGACCGCUCGGGAAGUGGGCAGUGCCGGGGCCGCGUGAGCCCCGGGUGGUGCCCGAGGUGCAGGGAGGCGCCCGGCCGGGAGGACCGAGGAGCUGGAGGGUGUUUUUGAUUCAUUCGAGAAUCGCGCUCUUUAAAACGGGGAAACUUUCCUACGAGUUCCAGGAGGGAGGACCGACUGUUAGGAUGGUUUCUCUGGUCUUGCUGUUCUGUCUGCGGCCGGAGGCUGAAGCGCUUUGAGGACUGCUUUCCACCGCUAGAGUAUUGUCAAGGGGGAGAGACGGAAGGCCGCCUGGCUGCUGGGACCAGGACCCGGGGGGAUGGUUUGGGGGUGCAGGGUAGCUCCCAGGUAUGCAGCAGCGGGGCUCCAGAGGCAACGAGAUGAUGCCCUUUUCCCCGAGCCCUGGCUGAGCCCUCUGAAACGCAUGCUGUGAGCACGUUAUUAACCUUUGCUGGUAUCCGGGGACACACACACUUAGAACAUAGAAUCCUCUGCUGGGCAUGGAGGCGGCCGGGCAUUCGCAGCGGAGAGCGCCAGCUCACGGUGUGUGCGUUUCUCUCAGGAAGCCGCUCUGUGACCCACCUCUGAAUCCCACAAAACUACACCAGAGAGCCGGGCGCAAGAUGAACCAGCACCCUGUCGGCUCAAGAUGCACCAGACCCUCUGCCUGAACCCCGAGAGCCUGAAAAUGUCUGCGUGCAGUGACUUUGUGGAGCACAUCUGGAAACCCGGGUCCUGCAAGAACUGCUUCUGCCUGCGGAGCGACCACCAGCUGGUGGCCGGCCCUCCCCAGCCCAGAGCCGGCAGCCUGCCCCCUCCACCGCGCCUGCCUCCCAGGCCUGAGAACUGCCGCCUGGAAGAUGAAGGUGUGAACAGCUCACCUUACUCCAAGCCCACAAUUGCCGUGAAGCCCACCAUGAUGAGCUCCGAGGCCUCUGAUGUGUGGACAGAGGCCAACCUGAGUGCCGAAGUCUCGCAGGUCAUCUGGAGACGAGCCCCUGGCAAGCUCCCCCUCCCGAAGCAGGAGGAUGCCCCCGUCGUCUACCUGGGCAGCUUCCGAGGUGUACAGAAGCCUGCUGGUCCCUCUACCUCCCCUGAUGGCAAUUCUCGCUGUCCCGCAGCUUACACCAUGGUCGGCCUGCACAACCUUGAGCCCCGCGGCGAGAGGAAAAUUGCCUUCCACCCAGUGAGCUUCCCGGACGAGAAGGCUGGGCACAAAGAAAAUCCCUCAUUUCCUUACCAAGACCGGCCCUCCACCCAGGAGAGCUUCCGCCAGAAACUGGCUGCCUUUGCUGGGACCACAUCUGGCUGUCACCAGGGCCCUGGGCCCCUGCGGGAAUCCCUGCCCUCGGAGGAUGACGGUGAUCAAAGGUGCUCGCCCUCCGGGGACAGCGAGGGUGGAGAGUACUGCUCCAUCCUGGACUGCUGCCCUGGGAGCCCUGUUGCCAAGGCUGCCUCCCAGACUGCAGGUUCCCGGGGCAGGCAUGGUGGCAGGGACUGCUCACCCACGUGCUGGGAGCAGGGGAAGUGUUCCGGGCCCGCAGAUCAGGAGAAGAGGGGCCCGAGCUUCCCCAAGGAGUGCUGUAGCCAGGGCCCCACUGCCCACCCAUCCUGCCUGGGCCCCAAGAAACUGUCCCUCACCUCGGAGGCUGCCAUUUCUUCCGACGGCCUCUCUUGUGGCAGCGGCAGUGGCAGUGGCGCCAGUAGCCCCUUCGUCCCCCACCUCGAGAGUGAUUACUGCUCCCUCAUGAAGGAACCUGCCCCAGAGAAGCAGCAGGACCUUGGCUGCCCAGGGGUGACCCCUAGCAGAUGCCUUGGGCUGACGGGGGAGCCCCAGCCCCUGGCCCACCCCCGGGAGGCUACACAGCCUGAACCCAUCUAUGCUGAGAGCACCAAGAGGAAGAAGGCAGCUCCGGUGCCUUCCAAGUCUCAGGCCAAGAUAGAACAUGCAGCUGCUGCCCAGGGCCAAGGCCAGGUAUGCACAGGUAAUGCCUGGGCCCAGAAAACAGCAUCUGGCUGGGGCCGGGACAGCCCAGACCCAACUCCCCAGGUGUCAGCCACCAUCACAGUCAUGGCGGCCCACCCGGAAGAGGACCAUCGGACGAUCUACCUGAGCAGCCCUGACUCUGCAGUGGGGGUGCAGUGGCCACGAGGGCCUGUGAGCCAGAACUCUGAGUUAGGUGAAGAGGAGACUUCGGCUGGGCAGGGGCUGAGCUCCAGGGAAAGCCAUGCUCACAGUGCCAGCGAGAGCAAGCCCAAGGAGAGGCCUGCCAUUCCCCCCAAGUUGUCCAAGAGUAGCCCUGUAGGGUCCCCGGUGUCACCAUCUGCCGGAGGGCCCCCAGUGUCACCGCUGGCUGACCUUAGUGAUGGGAGCUCUGGCGGCAGCAGCAUUGGGCCCCAGCCUCCAUCCCAAGGUCCUGCUGACCCCGCUCCUUCCUGCGGGACCAAUGGUGUCACUAUCAGUGACCCAUCCAGGUGUCCCCAGCCUGCGGCCUCCUCAGCCUUGGAACAGAGGCGGCCCAGGUUCCAGGCAGGCACCUGGAGUCGUCAGUGCCGGAUAGAGGAAGAAGAGGAGGUGGAGCAGGAAUUGCUGAGUCACAGCUGGGGAAGAGAGACCAAAAAUGGCCCCACGGACCAUUCAAACACCACGACCUGGCACCGUCUCCACCCCACAGAUGGCUCCUCUGGGCAGAGCAGCAAAGUUGGGACCGGGAUGAGCAAAUCCGCCUCUUUUGCCUUUGAGUUCCCCAAGGACAGAAGUGGGAUUGAGACAUUCUCACCUCCUCCUCCGCCUCCAAAGUCGAGGCACCUUCUGAAAAUGAACAAGAGCAGCUCUGAUUUGGAAAAAGUGAGCCAGGGCUCUGCAGAAAGCCUCAGCCCAUCCUUCAGGGGUGUCCACGUCAGCUUCACCACCAGCUCCACGGACAGCCUGGCCUCAGACUCCAGGACCUGCAGCGAUGGAGGUCCCUCGUCUGAGCUGGCUCACUCGCCCACCAACAGCGGGAAGAAGCUCUUUGCUCCCGUUCCGUUUCCUUCAGGCUCCACUGAGGAUGUGUCCCCCAGUGGCCCCCUGCAGCCCCCUCCACUCCCCCAGAAAAAGAUAGUGAGCCGGGCAGCCUCUUCACCGGAUGGCUUCUUCUGGACCCAAGGCUCCCCCAAGCCCCGCACAGCAAGCCCCAAGCUGAACCUAAGCCACUCAGAAACCAACGUCCACGACGAAUCUCACUUUAGCUAUUCGUUGAGCCCCGGGAACCGCCACCAUCCUGUCUUCUCCUCUACUGAUCCUCUGGAGAAAGCUUUCAAAGGCAGUGGCCACUGGCUUCCGGCAGCAGGGCUGGCGGGCAACAGAGGCGGCUGCGGGAGCCCUGGCCUCCAGUGCAAAGGGGCCCCCUCCGCCUCAUCCUCCCAGCUGAGCGUGUCCAGUCAAGCCUCCACCGGGAGCACCCAGCUUCAGCUGCACGGUCUCCUGAGCAACAUCAGCAGCAAGGAGGGCACCUAUGCCAAGCUGGGGGGACUCUACACCCAGUCCCUGGCCCGCCUUGUAGCCAAAUGUGAGGACCUCUUCAUGGGCGGCCAGAAAAAGGAGCUCCACUUCAAUGAGAAUAACUGGUCACUCUUCAAGCUGACUUGUAACAAGCCCUGCUGUGACUCGGGGGAUGCCAUUUAUUACUGUGCCACCUGCUCUGAGGACCCCGGCAGCACCUAUGCUGUGAAAAUCUGCAAAACCCCUGAGCCCAAAACAGUCUCCUACUGCAGCCCGUCCGUGCCCGUGCACUUUAACAUCCAGCAGGACUGCGGCCACUUCGUCGCCUCGGUGCCGUCCAGCAUGCUCAGCUCCCCCGAAGCGCCCAAGGACCCUGUGCCUGCCCUGCCCGCACACCCCCCUGCCCAGGAGCAGGACUGCGUGGUGGUCAUCACCCGAGAGGUGCCACAUCAGACCGCCUCCGACUUCGUGCGGGACUCGGCGGUCAGCCACCAGGCGGAGCCCGAGGCGUACGAGCGGCGCGUGUGCUUCCUGCUUCUGCAACUCUGCAACGGGCUGGAGCACCUGAAGGAGCACGGGAUCAUCCACCGGGACCUGUGCCUGGAGAACCUGCUGCUGGUGCACUGCACCCUCCAGGCCGGCCCCGGGCCCGCCCCCGCCCCCGCCCCCGCCCCGGCUCCCGCCCCCGCUCCCGCCCCCGCCGCCGCCGCGCCUCCCUGCUCCUCUGCCGCCCCGCCUGCAGGUGGCACUCUCAGCCCCGCAGCCGGCCCCGCCUCCCCGGAAGGGCCCCGGGAGAAGCAGCUGCCCCGGCUCAUCAUCAGCAACUUUUUGAAGGCCAAGCAGAAGCCGGGCGGCACCCCAAACCUGCAGCAGAAGAAGAGCCAGGCCCGGCUGGCUCCCGAGAUCGUGUCUGCUUCCCAGUACCGCAAGUUCGAUGAGUUCCAGACAGGCAUCCUCAUCUACGAGCUGCUGCACCAACCCAACCCGUUCGAGGUGCGCGCCCAGCUGCGGGAGCGAGACUACCGGCAGGAGGACCUGCCGCCGCUGCCCGCGCUGUCCCUCUACUCACCCGGCCUGCAGCAGCUGGCACAUCUGCUACUGGAGGCCGACCCCAUCAAGCGUAUCCGCAUCGGGGAGGCCAAGCGCGUGCUGCAGUGCCUGCUGUGGGGGCCUCGGCGCGAGCUGGUGCAGCAGCCGGGCACCUCGGAGGAGGCGCUGUGCGGCACGCUGCACAACUGGAUCGACAUGAAGCGGGCCCUGAUGAUGAUGAAGUUUGCGGAGAAGGCGGUGGAUCGCAGGCGGGGCGUGGAGCUGGAGGACUGGCUUUGCUGCCAGUACCUGGCGUCUGCGGAGCCCGGGGCCCUCUUACAGUCGCUGAAGCUCCUGCAGCUUUUGUGAGCCAAGCCCCAGCCUGCACUGUCGCUGCCCCUUCCCUGCCUAACCCUUUCCUGUCUUGCCUUGGAAGCACCCAUGUCUCCCUGGGAAAUGGUACAGAUGACUGGUAUACCUGGAUGUAAAAUAUAUAAAUAUAUAUAUAGAAAAUACAUAUACCAUAUAUAAAUAUGAAAGACUAAGGAUGCUGUUGCCCGUCCACACUCGUCUCCUCUCUGCACUAAGUCCUCCCUGUUUUCUUCUGUAAUUAUACACAUUUCCAGUUCCAUGCAACGUCCUGAGGACAGUUCUGUGAACAGAAUGCAGCCUGGACACUGGCCUCAAUACCUUGUUUAGGAUUUCUUCACCCUUUUGUCAAAUUGUUAUUUAAAGAAAAAAAAAAAAGAAGAAAAUUCCAUUAAAAUUUUUUUUGGUUGAGUCAUGAGCAAAGCUCUUUAUCCUUAAGUGCCUGAGUGUAUUAAUAUGUUUGGUGGGUAAAACGGAGCUGUCUUUGGUCUUAACGCUUUUCAGGAGUUAGAGCAGCAGUCUGCAAAGGACCAGGCAAGUGGGUACCAAUUAAUCUUCCCUGUUUCUCUUCCCACCUGGCAGCCUUCUGGAACGAAUCCAGACACAGCCGCUGUGAUCCCAGUGGUUUGGAAUUCAAACCCAUUUCCAGUUUGCUAAAGCUGGUUGCCAUUUGUAUCAUUCAGAGACGUGCCUGAAAACGGAGUCCACCCCAGAUGGCUCAGAUGAAAAGAACUUAAGGGGACCACUUAGCUAGGUGUGAUCAGGGUUAUGAGAGCAAAGGGUGACAAGGCCAAAAGCAAGGGCCAGAACAGCAGGACAGGGGAACUUACAGGAGGUAUUCGCGCUGAGAUGUCUACAGCCGGAGAUGGGAGUCUCUGUUUCCCAUCUGUCAUCUCCAACCUAAUAGGAUGCCAGACAGCAAGGGACCUUGGGUGAUGCAGUCUGGAGGACCAGCCUCCCGGGGCAGGGAGGAGGGAGAGAAUGCAUGGGACGCCAGGUGGCAAACGGCCCACUGUUCCUACCGUACUAGAUACUGGCAGGGCAAGCAUAGAAUUCAGGUGUUUCAACUCCCAGGCCAGUACUCCCUCUGCUGUUCGGGCCUCCUUCAAGUCUCCUUUUCUAAAACCUCAUUUAACGCACCCAUUGGCACCUACAAGUUACUGGAGUCAAUAUUUGUUACUACGCCUUUAAAAACACACAAGGAAAAUUAGGAGGCAUCAGAUCUUUCCUCGUCAAAACUAGACACAGGCACGAAAGUCAAAAAUUACCUAUUUGAAGAGAAAUAGCCCCAAGACUCUUGUAUUUCUACCUAAUGGGUAAUCUUCCAACUACAGGACUAAUUGAUUUCUAAAACCUUGUGAAUAACUCUGGACAAAUUAAAACAAAUACAAAGAUCUGAAUGGAUGUUUUAGAAACCUGGGGAUGCACUUAGCAGGAAGGAUAGGGAACUCUCCCAGGUCCUCUUCUGCAUAUUAAUUUCAAUCCUUUUGUGAGUUCCACCUUCCAGCCCCUGACUACAUGUAAACACAUUCAUCUUUCCAUGCAUCGGUGGUGAAGACAGCACCUGGGGCGCAUUUGUAAUUUCAAUUGUUUCCUGAGCAUUGAGGAAAGAACUGAAGCAAAACCAGCUCCCAACUCAUUUGUACAAGAGAAGGAGUCUGCAAAUGUGGAAAUCAUAUUUCUCCCCAGGACCUAUCUGUUUCGGGGGGGCAUUAUUUGCCAGUUCUUUCUUUGUCCCUCGGAAUUUUCCAGGCAAACCCUCUGCCAUCAAUUUGAUGUCUUUUGCUUUUUUGUCCUUUUUCACUUCAAGUAAAUAAACAAUGGAGAGGGAGGAGCAAAUAUUCUGACAGGGGAAUGCAGUGCCAUUAGAAAAUAAGGCCCGGCGUGGUGGCUCAUGCCUGUAAUCCCAGCACUUUGGGAGGCCAAGACAGGUCAAUCACCUAAGGUCAGGAGCUUGAGACCAGCCUGGCCAACAUGGAGAAACCCUGUCUCUACUAAAAAUACAAAAAUUAGGUGGGUGUGCAUGCCUGUAAUCCCAGCUACUCAGGAGGCUGAAGCAGGAGAAUCACUUGAACCCAGGACGUGGAGGUUACGGUGAGCCAAGAUCAUACCACUGCACUCCAGCCUGGGUAACAGAGUGAGACUCUAUCAAAAAAAAGAAGAAAGAGAAGAAAAGAAAAGAAAGAAAAAGAAAGACAGGAAAAAAGAGAGAGAGAAAGAAAGAGAAAAAAAAGAAAGGGAAAGAAAGAAAGAAGGAGAGAGAAAGAAAGAAAGAAAGAAAUGUCUUAGGAGCCACAUUUUUAAUUCCUGAAUUAAUUGUAACUUUUUUAUACCACCCACUUCAGAAAAAAAAAUGAGGUUGUAAAAACUGUUCUAAGAACCAACAUGAACCAAAAAAUAAAGGAUAAAGAAAAAACAAUAGCAAUAAAUUCUGUAUGAGAGGAAUAAGAGCAAUUAAACAUAAAACUUACUUCUGAGCUGUCCACCAACCUAUAAAAAGAAAACUGGUUGCAGAAUUCUUUGUGGUGUGCAAUUUUAGGAAACAGUUCGUCAGAAGGAAGAAAUUUUUGCCCAGUGCUUGGUUCUGAAGGAAAUUUGUCAAGGAUUCUUUGUUUGAAGACAUUGAAUAAUGCCCCAAUAGCAGUUUUAAAAAGAAAUAAAAAAAGAAUUUUUUGAACAUAGGUGUCAUGAGCGAUGCCAGGUUAAAAAUAACCAGGUCCACACAUGCUUGUGUCUUUCCACAAUGUCAGGCUUUUAUUGUUGCUAAUUCAGUCACAAAAGCCAGAGGCUACAUGGAGUUCCCAAGGAAGCAAUUCUCUUUAGUACCUCCUGUUCUCUUGGUAGUCAGAGCCUCAGGCACACAGGCUUGAGCCACUCCAGAAGUCAGUCAAUAUGGGAAACCAUACAUAAUAGUAUGCUUAAUCAAUAUACAUAUAUUACAGAUUAAACAUUCCACAAUAAACAAAGUAGCAUUGAACAUGAAGAGGAGAAAGAGAUAGAAAGGUUAAGGAACCAGUCCAGUGGGAGCAGGUCAGUCUUGCAAGGAAGAGUGUUUGAGGUGGCAGAAGCAGAUGCCAAGUUCUUGUCAUGAGUGACUGCAAGACAGUAUCAGUUAAAACAGCCCCAUUUCGAGCUGCUGAAGGCCUGACAUUUUAAAGUCACAGAGUCCUCUGGUGAGAACUGAUCUUGGACCAGUGUGCUUGUUUGUGUCUUUAUCUGAUUGGAUGCAAUCUUUAUCUUUUUUAUUUAUUAAACAAAACAUCUUAUCCUUGUUGGCAAAGUGCCCUCUGAAACAUAAAAUGAAGUCUUAUUCUAAGAUGGAGUUUGUUAUAUCAAGGGUACUCUAUACGAUAGGGCAUUUUUUUAUCGCUACCAUUGGUGAAGUUUAAAUAUGGAGUGUUAAAAUCUAGUUUCCUCAAGUUCUCUGGAAAUGAUUGCCACUCAUUCCUCUCCAUGGGUUGGCCUUUUCCAUAAAUGAUUAGUCAUGUGGCUGUAAAUAUUAGGUUUAGCAAACAACUUCAGUCGCACUAAAUUCAGAGGUUCAAUAUAACUGGCUUUUUGUUACUUCAAAAUACACCUAGGCUGCAUGGCUUUAUCUCACAGAAGACUCUAGCAUGAAAUCCAUUAUGCCCAGAAACAAUAGUUUGUUCUGCAGGACUGAGGUUCAGAAAUAAUCAGGGACUUUUGUACGAGGACAGUUGCAGGAUCUGGCAAUGUAAUACUCCUGUUAUCAGUGAGUUCAUCUCCCAUUUUUCAUGGCUCUAAACCCAACUACUGGUAUUUAAAUCUCCAGUUUUUCUUCUCUCCCACUGAGUCAAGUCAUCCCCAUUAUGUUUUCCACAUAUGUAAUUUUUGUUGUUUGUAAGCCAUUCUCAUUUUCAUGCCAAGAUGUGGAAUCGUUUUUCUUCUAAUUUUUUUAAUGUAGGCAUUACAAAGCCUCAUAUCUAAAUAGUUAUAUCCUUGCCAGAAGCCAGAUAAGCGCUUUAGGGAUUAUUUAUUUAUCUUAACAUAUGGCUCAGAUCUGAAAAGACUGGUUUUGGGGAGCUGUAGUUACCACUUUAUAUAACACUUCAUGGUUUCCAAGAGCUUAGAGCUGAAAAAACUCUUUUGAGAUGUGCGCGUGUACAUAAAAUAAUUAUAAAGAUUUUCUAAAAGGAAGACACAUGUUACUUUAGUGAGUUCUAAAUUUGCUCUUAAAAUACAGUCAAUAAAUGAAGCAGCCCUUUUCUGCUCUGUUGAAUAUCUGAAAACCUUUGGAGAUCUAAAGAUUAGCUUACCAAAUCCCACUAAAAAUAGUAGAUUUGUAACAUAAAACCAACUUGCCAUUUUUAAGAGACGGUGAUGUGAAUGGAAUUUAUUUAUUAGAAAUCAAAGUUUAACCCAGCUGAUGUCAUUGUUGAAAAAAAAGAAACUAAAAGCAAGAAUAAAAUGGUUGGAACAAGUA
Gorilla gorilla gorilla (western lowland gorilla) is the source of this 9427-nucleotide messenger RNA. It is a transcript of the gene PRAG1, whose product is annotated as PEAK1 related, kinase-activating pseudokinase 1. Gene Ontology annotation, molecular function: protein kinase activity; ATP binding. Lineage: Eukaryota; Metazoa; Chordata; Mammalia; Primates; Hominidae. Gene Ontology annotation, biological process: protein phosphorylation. Bases 751 to 4983 code for a protein of 1410 amino acids. The record is from RefSeq and is a predicted model, not a curated record. The transcript has 6 exons.